CAAAAAUAGUUGCUGGAUCUGGAAUGGUACAUGAGAGAUGCAUGGAGCAAAGUAUUUUUGGAUGGGACGGCAAAAAAAGGCCAGGCUGCCUGAAAACAGCGAAGGCUCCAAAGAUUCGGACAGCUCCGCCGGUCGCAGGGGCAGCGCGAGCCGGAAGCAUGGGCGGUGGAAGGGCCGCCCGGAAAGCCCUGGAGUGCUGGUGGCCAAGGUGGUGAGAGCCGUCACUGCAAAACACAAACCUGGGCGAAGGCUCCCGGCAGCCCGGGACGACUCGAGCAAGAGGAACCGGACAGAGCUGCGUGGGGAUGCCCAGCUGGCCAUCUUCCAGCACGGCGACACGGGCAGCGUGGAGGGGGCUCCCCAGCCCACCGAGAACAGCUUCGCCCCCAAGUGUGAGAUCACGGGCAAAGACGCCCUGUCGGCGCUAGCGAGAGCCAGCACCAAGCAGUGCCAGCAGGAGAUCGCCAAUGUGGUGUGCCUGCACCAGGCAGGGAAUCUGAUGCCCCGCUCUGUGCCUCGGCACUGCCAGUUGUCAGGGAAAGUCAGCCCUGUGAUCCAGUGGGACGAGAGCAAGACGCACCAGGCCUCCGUGAGCAAGCCGGUCCGGAUCGCGUACAUGCUGGUCGUUCACGGGAGGGCCAUCCGCCAGUUGAAGCGGCUCAUCAAGGCUGUGUACCACCAGCAGCACUUCUUCUACAUCCAUGUCGACAAGCGCUCCAACUACCUGCACCACGAGGCCCUGGAGCUGGCCCAGCACUACCCCAACAUCCGGGUCACGCCCUGGCGCAUGGUCACCAUCUGGGGCGGCGCUAGCUUGCUGAAGAUGUACCUGCGCAGCAUGAAGGACCUGCUGGAGAUCACAGACUGGCCCUGGGACUAUUUCAUCAACCUGAGCGCCACUGACUACCCGACCAGGACCAAUGAGGAACUGGUGAUGUUCUUGUCCAAAUACCGAGAUAAGAACUUCCUGAAGUCUCACGGCCGAGACAAUGCCAGGUUCAUUAAGAAGCAGGGCCUGGACCGCCUAUUCCACGAGUGCGACUCUCACAUGUGGCGGCUGGGCGAGCGGCAGAUCCCGGAGGGCAUCGUGGUGGACGGCGGCUCGGACUGGUUCGCACUGACGCGGAGAUUUGUGGAGUACGUGGUCUACACGGAGGACCAGCUGGUGUCCCAGCUGCGGCAGUUCUACACCUACACGCUUCUGCCAGCCGAGUCCUUUUUCCACACCAUCCUGGAGAACAGCCAUGCCUGCGAGACUCUCGUCGACAACAAUCUCCGGGUGACGAACUGGAACCGCAAGCUGGGCUGUAAGUGCCAAUAUAAACACAUAGUCGACUGGUGUGGGUGCUCCCCAAAUGACUUCAAACCCCAGGACUUCCUGCGGCUACAGCAACUCUCCAGACCCACGUUCUUUGCCAGGAAGUUUGAGUCGACGGUGAAUCAGGAAGUUCUAGAGAUCUUGGACUCUCACCUCUACGGUAACUACCCGCCCAACACGCCAGGCCUCAAGGCCUAUUGGGAGAACAUCUAUGACCGUGUGGAUGGGCUGAGCGGGCUCAGUGAUCUCAUCCUGACUGUGUACACAUCCUUCUCCAGGCUAGGACUGCAGAAAGUGACCUCAUCCCAGAUGCAGAGGGGAGAGAAACUCUGCAGAUUUGAGCCCCAUGGCUCCCCAUCUAGCGUGCACCUGUACUUCUACGACGACCGUUUCCAGGGUUACUUGGUGAUGCAGGAGGUGCAGAACUCUGGGACAGGGCAGGUGGAGUCUCUGGAGAUGUGGAUGAUGCCGCGCGGGGCUCUGAAGCUGGCAGGUCACGGAGGACAAACUAACCGGCUACAGAACCUGGAGGUGGGCACGGAGUGGGAUCCCAAGGAGAGGAUCUUCCGAAAUUUCGGAGGCCUGAUUGGGCCUUUCGACGAGCCAGUGGCCAUGCAGAGAUGGUCCCGGGGGCCUAACCUCACCGCCACCGUGGUUUGGAUUGACCCCACCUACAUCAUCGCCACGUCUUACGACAUCACCGUGGAGGCGGAAGUGGAGUUCACGCAGUACAAGCCCCCUCUCAAUCGACCCCUGCGCCCUGGUGUCUGGACCAUUCGACUCCUCCAGUUCUGGGAGCCCCUCGGAGAGAACCAGUUCCUGGUGGUGCCACAGACCUUAAACCACAAACAGCCUGUCGGGAAAGAUGACAGCAGCUGGUUACAUGGGGGUCCCCCCCGCAAUGAGUAUAUGGAACAAAGCUUCCAGGGACUGGGUGGGAUUUUGAACCUGCCGCGCUCCGAUGAGGUGGAGAAGGAGGCCCUGCGGAAUGCGCAGCUGACGGGCAAGGCCCUGGAGGACUGGACGGACAGCAGCAUCGGCAGCUUCUGGUCGGUGGCGGAUCUCUGCGUGAGCAGCCCCUCCAGCUGCUCGUCCCUGGACAUGUGCAGCAAAACCUCCUGGAGUUCACUUUCCCCAGACCCCAAAUCAGAACUGGGGGCCAUCAAACCUGACGGGCGACUGAGGUAGCAGGGGCAACCUGGGGCAGAUAAAGCGGAACAAGGGAGCGUCUCCCACAGCGAAUGCGGGGGGGAGCACACGCGCCCCAAGGGGGAUUCUCUUGUCUGUCAUCCCGUGAAGUGGCACCUUAUUUACUCAGAGAGAGAGAAGAACCUUCAGGUGGCGGAAAAACUUUCCCGUUUUGUUUUGGGGGGAGGUGCUAGAACAGGAGUCCCACCCCAUCUCUCCCAGGAUUGGGCACUGAGUAGCCGGAGAGACCAUGCGGAAAUGCCAGUCAUGAGGGCAUACGGAGGUCACCGGCAGAUGGGAGGAGCGGCGUAUUUAUUGAAUCCGUGCAGGUGUGACUCAGAUGUUGGAGGGGGAGGGGAACCCAGCUGAUCUGCCAGUUCUGGGUUACCCCCGGCACACCCCCUGCCCUGCCCCUCCCCGUCCAUGGCUGAAUCUCUGGGGGAUCAGGACUCCUGCUGCUGAUCUUCCACAUUCCUGAGCGAUUGCUGGCAGAGAAAUGUGGGGACAAGGGUUUGUGGGGAGCACCAGAGGCAGGGGCUGUCCUGCCGGUGUCCUUGGAGAAGCUGCUACUGGCUUGAUGCCUGCAUCUCAUCCCCCUCCACCCUAUCCCCUUAGUUUGUAUUUUUAUAAAUAUAUAGAUAAAUAUAUAUGAAGCAAAGUGCAAUAGAGACACAGGCCCUUGUUGGCCAGGGAAUCUGUGACUCAUUUCCCCUUCACUGUAAUGUACUUUUGUUCUCUUGGUGGCUCAGCGGGGAGGGGGUUGAGUAUUUCAUUUCCUUGUGGUGGCUGCUGGAACUCAAACCUUGCUGUCCCUGGGUGAGGUCAGUUCCCCUCCUACUCGCCAUGGGGCGCUUCAUCAGGCAGGUUCUCUAGCAGCCAAGUGCCAAGGCUUCCUAGAGUGGGGCUGCCAACUGUGCCAAAUGUUCACACCUGCUGGUGUUUCUCGUGCAAUGGCUGGAGCUUGGGAAUGGGAAAGCAAAGCCCCAGGCUCACUCAGGUCAGUCCUCUAGUGGCUGAAGUCUGAGAGGUCCCAUUGAUUCCAUCGGCUUAGAGGGAGGUCCACCAGGGGCUGCGUGGGAGGAUGAAUUAACCCUCCCGUCCCUAUGAAGUUUCUGCCCUGCCCCAGAUGGGUGUUCAGAGCUGUAUCCAGUUAGCCCACUCGCUGGGCUCGGUGUGAAUUUCCCUCCCCGGGUUGGCAGAAACCCACAGCCUCUCCCCAUACCUGCCGUGGCUUCCACCGCGAAGAGCCAAGGCUUAGGCCAGCUUUGCCCAAUCUCUUCCUCUCGUUCAAGCCUGACUAAAGCAGAGUGCGACUUCCCCCUCUUCCAUGGGGACUAGAGACCAGUCUUCAGAAGCUGCCCAGACUGUAUGGGGAUGGGGCCUCAUAAGCUACCUACGUGACAUCCUCCUCCAAAGGGGGGCUCGUAGGAUCCUCCCCCCACAAGGUUCACACCACUUUCAAGACCCCCCUUUUGUUCAGUUCCUAGUCCUGGGCUGAUCUCAGUGGGUGGGUCCCAAAAGCUGAGACCCUGCUUGAAUUCGCCCAGUUGCAUGGUGGUGACGGGAGCUGGGGUAAGAUGAAUUCUCUGCCCUGCGGGUGAGCCUCUGUGUGCCAUAUUAUACUGCAGAGGGAAUGCACAGACCGACUGAGUCAGCAUAUUGCCCCUGCAAAGGAGCUGGGGAGCUAGACGCUAUUCAGUGGGAAUGAGCCCGUUUUUCAAAGUUCUGUCCCAGAUACGAACUUUCCCAGCAUUCAGGAAUGUUCUGCUGGGAGGUAUCGACGUGACCUCUUCUAGGGUGCGAGCUCACAGGUGUUUCUCCAAAACCUGGGGUGUUUCUGGAUCAGAGGGGCUGAUGUGGGUUCAUCUCUGGUUUUAAUUUGAUCAUCUCCCCGGGUCUGGUUUAAGUAGCGUGAAAGUGCUGAAGGGAACAUGUUGUAAGAUAAGUUCCUUCUCUAGCCAAAUGGGUCUCCUCAGACCCACAGCGGUCAGAGACCUCCAUACCCCUCUGACAGAUGAUCCCAGUGGGGACUGAGACGACGCAUGUGCUUAUGCCCCACCGCCUCUGUCCCCUCACUUUUAGGUGGGCAUGUGGGGCAGUAGCACUAUGGCUGGGAAGGGACUUGUCCUGGAACAUGUUCUGUGUUCACAAGUAAACCUGUGGGUUGGAAAUAAGUGGGAGAAACUAUGCAGGGCUUGGCCCCUGUUCCAAAGAGGUAACGCUGAAAGCUUUGUGUCAGAAGCAUUAUGUAAAGUUGUCUUAAAUAUGCAACACCACCACAAAUAUAGCUGUAUCUCUAUGGCACUGUGCGUCAGUUCUUCCUGCGCAGCCUGGAAAUGCCGCCAGGGUUCCUAUGGAGAUGCGAUCCAGAGCCAGAUCAGCUGGCCCCAUCCAUCCUGCUGUCCUGGGGAACCCCUUGAGGGACUGACACUCACUUCCUCUGUUUCAGUCCCUUUUUUUAAACAUCUGCUCAUUCUCUUGACUGAGGCUGUAGGGGGGCACAGAAGAAAAUGCAAGUCUGGAACAGCUUUGCACAGCAGCCUCUGUUAAUGUCUUCCUCAAAGACUGGAAACUCACUGCGUGUUAUUUAGGGAAUUUCAGCAUCCAUCAGUCACCCAUUUCAGGAAGCCUCCUUCUGUAGCUCUCCCUGCUACCCACCCAGUGCUGUUUGCCUCUCCGAUUUUUUUUUUCAUUACGGUUUUGUUCCCUGGGCACCUGCUGCUUCUGCAUCUGGCCGUUGCUUGAGGCCUGACUUGAACCCAAGAGGCAAGCUGCAUGUGGGGUUGGGCACUUUGGAAGCGGUGGGAUGAGAAUUGCUGGCUCAGUAUGCCUCUGGGGGCAGAGGUGGAGAUUUUACGCUAUGCAGUGUUUCCCCACCGCCAUUUGCUCCCUAAUAAUAUUCAGUGGGGACAGGGGCCACAUAAAAACGUAUGUUCAUAGAGUUGAGGAUCAUUGGCAGGACCUUGGUAGCGUUGGGUUCUAUUCUGCGCCAUACACAGACUCCUUGGGACCUUGUACAAGUCAUUUCACACAUUAGUGACUUGGUUUCCCUGAGCGUAGACUGGCAAUAAUGCUCCUGACAAUAUUUCACGUGCAAGUGUGGAGUGAGGCUUGAUUCCUAAAUGUUUAUCAGCAGGUCGAACUUGUCCAAGGGAAGUGCUGGCUCCUAUUAAUACAUUCAUAUCCCCUUUCUUAGCCACCCUCUACGUUGCUACACCCAAGAGUGCAUAGAGCUGGCUGCCUGCCUGAACUGUGCCAGAACCGUCUCUUAAUGAGUCUGAGGAGAGCUGAUAGAGGAAAUGCUCCAUGGUUUCAAAGCAUUCUGGAACCAGACUAUGUAACAGCACCACAGAGACCAUUCCCAUUGAAUGGGUAAAUAACACCAGAUGCAUUAAACAAAAGCUGCUUCUGCGUUUUUCCCAUGUAUUUGCUUGAUCUUCGGUGCGUAGCUACAGCCGAAGCUACUCUGCCCCAGCGUAUCCUUGUGUUCCUUCCUGGUUUUGAAUGGGAACUAGUUCAAGAGUCGGUCCUUUAAACAUGCUGCCCACGUUCCCUCUGGCUAAGAUGUGGAGGAAGUUUCUUGGGUGGAUUUAAAAGCUGUCUGGGGUGCAUUUUCUCUGCCAGUGCUGUGACUUCAUUUUUAUUAUUGUGUUACAGCAGCACCAAGUGGCUUUAACUGAGAUCUGAUCCCCAGUGUACCAAGUGCUUUAGUGUGGGUUUGUACAAGCAGAUGCUGCCCUGAAGAUCUUACAGUCUAACUCGGCAGCCACAGGGUGGGAGGAGAAGCGGAAGCA
Molecule: messenger RNA, 6300 nt
Organism: Chelonoidis abingdonii (Abingdon island giant tortoise)
Lineage: Eukaryota; Metazoa; Chordata; Testudines; Testudinidae
Source: RefSeq, a predicted model, not a curated record